Molecule: messenger RNA, 1389 nt
Organism: Dinoponera quadriceps
Lineage: Eukaryota; Metazoa; Arthropoda; Insecta; Hymenoptera; Formicidae
Gene: TFAM
Product: transcription factor A, mitochondrial
Exons: 7
Coding region: 111-866 (251 amino acids)
Molecular function (GO): transcription cis-regulatory region binding
Source: RefSeq, a predicted model, not a curated record
GUCGAUUCCACAAAACAGAAUCGGCGGAAGAACAUCGGUUUGCUUGGAUAACUCACGUACGGAGUCGACGCGUGGUUUGUAUUAUAAACUUAGCGUGGUACUUGCAUACUAUGAACAUGGCGACUUGGAGGUUAUUGUCUCCUAAUGGUCCGGUUAAUAUUUUGUGUACGAGGAAAUUAGCCACAAUAAAAAGUGGACCUAAACUUAAACAUGACGUAGAAAAAACUAUUUUACCACAAAAACCAAAGAAACCACUAAAUGCAUAUUUGCUAUAUUUUCAAUCUAUAAAAAGUAAAUGGCAACAAGAACAUCCAGAUAUUAAGUAUAUAGAACUUGUUAAAAAAAUAUCUCAGGAAUGGACAAAAGUUGAUCUAACAAUAAAGCAGCAACUUCAAAAGCAACAUGAGGAUGAAUUCGCUAUAUACAAACAAAAAUUAGAUGCCUACAAUAAUUCUCUAACUAAGGAACAAAGAAUAUUAAUAAUAGAUGAAUUAAAGAAAAAGAAAAACACUUCGGAAAAAAACCAAACCAAAAAAAAGCUUAUGGAACUUGGUAAACCAAAACGACCAUUAAGUGCUUAUUUCAUAUUUAUGAUGAAUAAGAAGGCUGACAAAGAUUCAACAAUAUCACAAAAGGAAUGGGUAAAAAAUAUUUCUAAUGAAUGGAAUAAUAUGACAACAAAAGAUAAAGAUAAAUAUUACACUGAAGCAAAGCAAUUACAAGAAAAAUACAACAGUGAAUUGAAAAAAUGGGUGGAAGAUAUGAUUAAAUCAGGUCACUCUGAUCUGCUAAACUCACAUCAUCUGCUAAACUCACUCGACACCAAAUCUAAACGCAAUGACAGUGUUAAUAAACAUAAAGAAUAGGAUUCAGAGUGCCCCAACCAAUCUAAUGCGAAAACCACUGAAUCUAUUACUACAGAUUUUUCAAAUAUUAAAGCCCAAAACAAACAAAGCAACAAUAUUAAAACAGGUUGGGGCACUGAUGCUAUCAGUUUUGCAGGAGGAGAUGUUACUCUUGCUCAUAAUGUUUCAGAUCAGCAGCAUGAAUCUAAAAGAAGUUUUACACUUGAUAAUGGCAAAAACGAUUUACAGAUCUUCAAAUAUUCAAAAAAUGAGGCGAAAAGUGUGUUGAUAAACAACAGUAAAUCAACACAACCUGGUAUAUAUAAAAACUAACACGAAUGGACUAUCAUAAUUGAUGGCAAGGAGAUGCAUCUGGUGGCUCUUUAAACUAUCACCUUUUAUAUGAUUGAGAUAUUUCUGAUGUCAGUAACUCAAUGAAUUUUUUUAAAACUAUCAAUUAUUCUAUCAGAUUUAUUUAUAUCUGUUUCCUUCACUUAUAUGUAUGAUUGCAUUGCAUUUUGAAAUUAUAAAUUUCCUCAAUGCA